UGUAUUGUAAACAAGCUGAGCAUGGCGUAUUUUGAAUUUUUUUUAUAAUAGGUCUACUACCAGAAAAAUAUUGCCAAAUUACGUAAAUAGUUUACCCCUCCCUCCCCACCUCAGGAUAUACCAUGACUUAAGGUAUAGUCGAAAAAGGAAAGUCUAGAAUAGCAUAAAUCACUGGUGUAGCCCUGUUACCGGGGUAAAGCAUCAGUGGAAAUGUGGCACAAGUGAGAGCCAGGCUACUUGGUCAAGGCCUAGUGGCCGACAGGCCCGUGUCAAUGGAAACAGAAAAAUUUCUGGACGUUAGGGUAAAACACCAGUGUUUGGCACCAGUGGAAACCAGGCCUUAGAAGGCCUCGUUAGCUUACACAACAUGUUUUAGAGGGUAAAACUACCUAGUGCAGCUUUAAAUACAUUCCAUCAACGUUUUAUUAAUGAAAUAUUCUAAAAUGAUGUUAUAGGUUGCCUAUUAUUCAUGCACAAUUCGCAUAAUUGUUUUUAAAAUGGUAUUAAUUAAGUGGUGUGUAUAAUCAUUCACAUGUUCAGUGCCAAAAACAAUGAAUUCAACAGUAGUGCUGGUUUUCGGUUUCCUUUAAAUUGUUUCUUUUACCCAACCAAUCAUAAAACCAUAAAUCAAAAACCAUGUAAUAAAGUAAAACGUCUAAUAUUGUCUUUAAUUAGCUUACAUUUUAAAUGAAUGAGGCUGUUUGGGUCUACUGAUGUAUCAAUGUUUUAUAUGUGGGGUGGAGUCCAGAAAAAUAUUGGUGUGCACUGCUUGUCUUGGGCCGGAACGGCGUUCCAUACUUCUAAUUUUAGGCAAACAGCGUUCCGGUUCCUUUUUUAGGCAAAAUAACGGUCUGGGAUAGGUUACUUUAAAACCGUACAUAUUGAUGAAAAUAGACUAAUGUGCGAUUAGUCAGUUCCUGCACAAGCGCUGUUGGUAGGAUCUAUCUAAAUUAACUUAAUUUAUUUCAUAUUGGGGUGUGGCCAAUUAAAGCGAAUUGUUUUAAUUUGAUCAAAUAUAUUUCGAAAAUCCAAGUCUAGAUCCUUCUGCUCUCUCUCACUUUCAAACACGCGUUUACUCUCAGAUACUUGAGCGCUGCGUACUGGAGAGCUUAUACGCACCGCGCGAAAAUCGUCAAUUCGGAUCAGACGAGGUGGUUUUAAAACUGUUUUUGCGCUCUCAUGCGUCCAGCUUUAUGUGGCUAAUGACGGUGAGGGGAUGCUGAUGAUUAUUCAGUGCUGUGAUACACGAGGGGAGUUUCCGUUAGAAGAGGGAGGGUGUGCCGUGCACUCAGUGAACACUGGAGAACCGAUUACAGACAUAACGCGUACAUCGACUAUUGGAUUAUUUGUAAAAUAGAACAAUUUUCAUUGAUAGACUAUUUUAUAUUUAUAUUAUUAUAUUUUUAUAUUCUUAUUUUUAUUUGAUCUAAUCUAAAUUCAUGAUGUGUUCAAACAGUUGUGGAUGCUGACGACCGCGCUAUUUCUUGUCUCGGAUCUGUUAACAUAUAAUUUCUACAUACAAAAAUGGCUAUCAACACUGACGUCGCAUUUGCUAAAACCCACCUGGGGGAGAGGGAAGUCUCACAUUCUAUGGACUUCCAAGAUACCGAGAAACUCCUGAACGCCGUGACCACUGAGCCUACUUGUGAGAACAACCUUAAAACCUGCGACUCCUCUCUCAACUUGAGAGGCAGCAUCCGCUCACUGAAUGCAGAACAAAACGGACACCAAUCGCCGCUAAAGUCGGUCUCUGCGGGGAAUAUCGAUGUCUCUCCAGCGUCCCUGUCUCGUAUGAGCUUUGGACCUCCCCUUUCACCGGUGCCACCUGUGUCCGAGCCGCCGAGCUACCUGUGGGUUGCGGUGCUGUCGUGCUUUUGUCUUGCAAUGCCGGUAAACAUAUUAGCGCUGUGGUAUGCCCACAUGUCUCGCUCUGUUCUUCAGGCAGGAGAUGUAGAAGGAGCUAAGAGGCUAGGUCGUCUAUCUCUACUACUCAGCUGUAUUGCCAUGCUACUGGGUGUGGCCGUUGUCACGUUCAUAAUAGUCUCGGAAACAAAAUGAUCAGAGCUUCAAAUUAUAAUGAAUGUGCACUGAACAGGUGCAUUGAGGAGGGGUGGAACAAGCUAAAACACCAAAGAACGAAACAUUGAAAUGUCAUGAAUGAAUUCAAGGCUACCAAGGAAAGAGAAUCCAUCACUUACAUUCUGCGAGAAUCUGGUUUGUUGUGAUCCAACGACCAAAGGAAGGAAAUUAUGUUUUCUACCCUCUCUGGAUCAGAAAAUGAAGAAUGUAGGUUCAGUGAAAUAUAUUUCACUGUAUGAAUGGCUACGCUGGAACAGAAUGAAGAACUAUAUGACCAGACAAUGUACCAGUAACAGUACUACACCAAUCUAUUCACAUAAUGCAUUACUAAUGUAUUUCAGAAACCAGGUACCAUAUACCAAUGUACUUUCAUGUACCUUUUCUAGAAAUUAUUCAAAUGUGCUAUCUGCUGUGGCUCGCAGUGGACUGAUAUGGCCCUUAUUUCUCCAGACUCUAAGAAAAAAUGUUAAAUGACACAAUUCCCUAUAUUGCACCAUAGUAUUGACUAGGGGCUCAUGUAGCUUACAUGGCCUGGUCAAAACUAUAUUGAAAAGUGCCAUUUGUAUUGGAAAUUUAGAGGUUUAUCUAUGACUUACAUUAUGAGAAUACUUAGAACUUUGUGAAGUAAUUCUUCUUCAUGCAGAUUGCUUGUUGUAAAAAAAAGAGAAUAAACCCACGUAAGAUGCACUUCUAUGGCGACAUAUAAAAAUACCUCUCUUCUUGUCCAGGAAUUGGCUAUAUCAAAAAGCCUUGAGAGUUGAUUUCGCAAAUGGUUUAUAGAAAUCAUGAUACCAAAUAUGUAUGUAAUGGUAACUACUACACCAUUUGUUUGUAUGCACCCUGUCCUCAUGUCUGCAUAUUUAUUUCAUGGUUAUGUGUGCCAUAUUUUUGCACGUCUGAAAUAAAGUUGAA
Messenger RNA from Esox lucius (northern pike), 2991 nucleotides. RefSeq names its product trafficking regulator of GLUT4 (SLC2A4) 1b (gene trarg1b). The record is from RefSeq and is a predicted model, not a curated record. Lineage: Eukaryota; Metazoa; Chordata; Actinopteri; Esociformes; Esocidae. The transcript has 3 exons. Bases 1525 to 2058 code for a protein of 177 amino acids. Gene Ontology annotation, cellular component: membrane.